AUGAAAGCUCAACAAACUCCACAAGAACGACCGAAGGCUAGACAGAUCAAUUCGGAUCUAUUUCCCGUGGAAGAGGUCAUUCGUGCCCGUGCACUAGACCAGACACGAAUCCUCUUCCCGUCUGCCCUCUCACCAUGGCAUUGGGUCAUCAUCAUGAGCGACCAAGUAUAUCUGGUGUCUCCUAAGAAGGCUCCUGAGCUGCACAUUCCAGCCUCAUCAUCCUGCGUAGAUGUCCGCCUUAUCGACACCACUACAUAUGGAAAGGUUCCAGCUUCACUUGUCUUCACUCCUGCUCUACCAGGCUAUGAUAUGUUCACCUUCCCAUCUUAUUCAUUCCUCAUCAGCAACAGCAACAGUAAUAAACAUGUCUUGUUUGACUUGGGCAUGCGAAAAGAUUGGGAAACCGCCCUUCCUCCCAAGACCGUCGGUUUCGUAAAGCAAUACAUGCCAUUUACCAUUGAGGCAAAUCUCCACGAGACCCUCGACGAAGAUGCAGGACAUCUAGGGAUCACAUCUCAAUCAAUUUCUACUGUGAUUUGGUCCCAUCACCAUUUUGACCAUCGAGGUGACAUAACGGCAUUCCCUUCAACGACAGAGCUGGUCGUCGGCCCGGGCUUCACCAAUGAAUACGUUCCAGCAUAUCCCACCAAUCCAGAAAGCAGUAUUCUCGAGACCGAGCUUCAAGGACGCCCAAUACGCGAACUGGACGAUGCUUCAUUCACUCUCAAGAUUGGUCAAUUGCCCGCUCACGACUUAUUUGGCGACGGGUCGUUCUAUAUUCUAUCAGCACCGGGACAUACCAUUGGCCAUCUUUGCGCGUUAGCUCGUGUGUCGAAUACACCCAUUCCCUCGUUCGUAUUCAUAGGAGGGGACUGUGCCCAUUACCCGGGCAUCUUCAGACCGACAGAAUACCUCCCACUCCCCAAAGAGGUACCAGCCGCGCCCGGAUCACGUUUUGGAGUCGCCCCUUGUCCUGGAAUGUGGAUUCAAGAAUACGUACAUCCGAAGAAAAGUGCCACCGAGCCUUUCUUGGGACCGAACGCAGGAGUGAAUGAACACCCAGAGCAAGCCGACCAUAGUGUCUCGGCCAUGGAAGAAUUUGACGCCAAUGAAGAUAUCCUAGUGUGUAUUGCCCAUGACCCGGCGCUGCUUGGGAACGUGGACUUCUAUCCCAAGAAAUUGAACGAUUGGAAGAAACAGGAGAAGAAAGAAGCGGUCAAGUGGAGCUUUUGCGGUGAUUUUGAUGUCAGGGCCGCAAAGAAGUCUGCUGCUAUCGGCAGUUGA
Messenger RNA from Rhinocladiella mackenziei CBS 650.93, 1284 nucleotides. RefSeq lists its product as uncharacterized. The transcript has 2 exons. Lineage: Eukaryota; Fungi; Ascomycota; Eurotiomycetes; Chaetothyriales; Herpotrichiellaceae. The record is from RefSeq and is a predicted model, not a curated record. The coding region runs from base 1 to 1284 and encodes 427 amino acids.